UGUUAUUUGAAGAAUUUGGCGCUACUUUUAGUUGGAGGUUUUUUGAGCUCGCAGAAGGUUGUAGUUAAAUUCUCCUCCGUAAUCAGUACUUUUGAAGAAACGCCAAUCGACGAAGAUGCCCAGCACCCGCUCUCAGUCCACCCUGCAGUUCCCCCGGAGGAAGUCAUCCAGAACAGGUCCUGCAGACCCAAAAUCCAAAAGUGUGGCACACCUGCAGCCCCAUUCUCCUAGGGCAACUGCACAGAAGCCCCCCAGCCCAGUCAUUCUGCCCCUGAGUCCUCGCAAGCGAACAGGGGAUGAGAACAGAUGCAACCUGCCCCUAACCCUGUUGGGUUCACCGCCGAAGCAGAGGUGCCCUGGGGUGUCCUCGUCCUCCCCGCGCAAGCUGACCUUUGAUGAGAACACCCCUGUCUUCUCACCCCCGCGUAAGGGGCUGACCUCUCCAAAGUGCCUCCCCUUGGACCUGGGCUCUCCUAAUGGCCACUCUCCCCUCCGCCACCCACAGGAGGCUGCUAGCAGCCCCUGUGUCCGCUCAGAGAAGGCUCCCAUGCUUUCACUUGCUGCUGGAGAAGAGUCCCAGUUUCAUAGCGUGAAGCGGGCGCUCCACACGGCGGUUCCAGAGCGCCUGCUCUCACGAGAUAAGGAGCGCUCCACCAUACGCUCCUUUCUGACUGACAAGGUGAAGCAGGGCCUUCCCGCCAGCCUCUACAUCUCUGGAGCUCCAGGGACCGGGAAGACUGCUUGCCUUAACUGUGUGCUGCAGGAGAUGGAGGAUCAGCUUCAGGCGGUGCAGAAGGUGGUCAUCAACUGCAUGACGCUGCGUAGCUCCCAGUCAAUCUUCCCCCUUCUGGCCGAGCGGCUUGGUGCUUCGGGCAGCCACAGUGGCCAGCGGCUGGAGAGGCUGCUGACCAGUGCAGGGCCCACAGUUCUGCUGGUUCUGGAUGAGAUGGAUCAGCUGGACAGCAAAGCCCAGGAUGUUCUGUACACCAUCUUUGAGUGGCCCUACCUCCCCAGAUCUCGCCUGUGUCUCAUCGGCAUUGCCAAUGCCCUUGACCUGACAGACCGCAUCCUGCCCCGGCUGCAGUCACGGCCCCGCUGCCGCCCGGCCCUGCUGCACUUCCCCCCAUACAGCCGGCAGGAGCUGGCCGCCAUUGUACAGGACCGCCUGACACAGGGGUCAAGUGAUGCAGUGCUGGACGCAGCAGCAGUGCAGUUUUGUGCCAGAAAGGUCUCUGCAGUGUCAGGAGAUGCCCGUAAAGUGCUGGACAUCUGCAGGAGAGCUGUGGAAAUGGUAGAGUCAGAUGUGAGAAGUAAGAAGGCGCUCAGUCCAGCUGCUGAGCCCAAAGGGUCCCGUGUGAGUGUGCCCCAUGUGGCCAGGGUACUGUCGGAGGUGUACGGUGACCGCAUGGCUUCCGGAGGCGGGGAGGGGGAGAGCUUUCCGCUGCAGCAGAAGCUCCUGGUCUGCUGUCUGCUGCUGCUGACACGCCAGGGCAAGAGCCGUGAGGUCACGCUGGGCAAGCUCCAUGAAGUGAACAGCCGGCUGUGUGCCCAGAGACAGGUCGGGGGAGUGGGGCAGGGCGAGUGCCUGUCCCUGUGCAGCCUGCUGGAGAGUCGGGGCAUCUUCUCCCUCAAGAAGGCCAAGGAGGCACGCCUUACCAAGGUGUCUCUGAAGAUUGAGGAGAGGGAUGUAGAGAACGCCCUGAAGGACCGUGCCCUCCUGGGCAGCAUCCUCUCUGCAGGCCUGCCGUGACAUCUGCGUCCCCUCGCUCCGUUACACGUCUUCCGCUGUGUUGCA
This is a messenger RNA of Megalops cyprinoides (Indo-Pacific tarpon), 1795 nucleotides long. It is a transcript of the gene cdc6, whose product is annotated as cell division cycle 6 homolog (S. cerevisiae). Gene Ontology annotation, biological process: cell division; mitotic DNA replication checkpoint signaling; DNA replication initiation. Bases 116 to 1750 code for a protein of 544 amino acids. Gene Ontology annotation, molecular function: DNA replication origin binding; ATP hydrolysis activity. The transcript has 12 exons. Lineage: Eukaryota; Metazoa; Chordata; Actinopteri; Elopiformes; Megalopidae. Gene Ontology annotation, cellular component: nucleus. The record is from RefSeq and is a predicted model, not a curated record.